Molecule: messenger RNA, 1413 nt
Organism: Phytophthora sojae
Lineage: Eukaryota; Oomycota; Peronosporomycetes; Peronosporales; Peronosporaceae
Exons: 2
Coding region: 1-1413 (470 amino acids)
Molecular function (GO): calcium ion binding
Source: RefSeq, a predicted model, not a curated record
AUGAGCGGCCACGACGGGCGCACGAAGGGCAAGCGCAUUCGCAAGCCGCAGGCCGGCAAUUCCAACUCCAAGGCCCGAUGGAAGUACCUGAGCGCAGACGUCUCGGACGUCGUCGACAAACCAGCGGCCAAGCUCCGAGCGAAGGCCCGUAGGAAGUCUAGCGUCAAACCAGGACCAACGAUAAAGGGGGCGCUCAAACUCGGCUACGACAUCGACGGCGACGGGUUCGUGGACGUCCGCGAGAUGCGCCUCGCGAAGUUCCUGGACGCGAUGCUACUCGAUCGACGAAAAGACCCCCUUGAUGAAGGUCCUGAGCCAACUGAAGCCGAUUUGUUAGCAAUGCGUCAAGGCGCUGGCCGGCUGCUUAUUGCAAAGGAAUUCGUGGAGCGCAACCACGAGCGACUUUGGAGAUACGGCUCCAUCUUCACGGGCAUGAACGACGAGCAGGCAGCCCAGUUCAUCGCGACCCACAAAAACUUCAAGAAGCUCAUGCCGUUCCUCGAGAGCACGGAGCGCAACCGCACUGUGCGCUCGUCGCACCAAAUGCGCUCGUGUAUUCAAGGCGACAUUGCAGCCGACGCGUUAACGGCCCCCACCUCGUCGGCCGAGCGGCAAACGUGGGUGGAGACGACUCGAAAGCUGCGCAGUUCGUCGUUCACCAAGCACCCGCUACCGGAUUUGCAACCGAAGAAGAAGUUCCCCAAUCUGGCAGCCAGCGUGAGCAGCCCCGAGGUAUUCUCCAACGCCUACGGAGCCAUAGACAUCGACGGAGACGGCAUCGUGGACGACGACGAAAUGAAGAUGCACCUGCGUCUGCAGGAGGCCACAGGCAGCAGCAACAACCGCGACGAGGUGAAGGCGCGCCACCUCCAGCAGAUCCAAGGGCGAAAGAUGAUGGUGGCGGACUUCGUGCAGCGCAACGCCGGCCAGAUGUGGCUCUACGACGAGAGCUUCCGCUACAAGUCCACGGACCAGAUCGUGGACGAGAUAGCAAGUGGCGCCGGAUUUGCCACGGAAUUCAACCGGCUGCGCGCCAAGGAGCGGCUCGUGAAGCUCAAGUCCUCGCUGGGCGUGUCUGGCUGCAUCGUACAGCUGCCGCCGGCGGAGCUGCCCGUGGACCCGACCAACGCGCUCGAGUUCCGCCGGGUGAAGGACCGCUCCGAGCUGCUCAUGGCGCGCAAGGAGCUGCUGAAGCCGCUGCAGCAGCGCCGGGGGCUCGCCAUGCCCGGCGGCGAUUCCGCCGGGCCGCUGCGCUACCGUCCACGAGGCAUCCGCGAGGAACAGGGCGACAUGGGGCGCUCCAAGAGCGACGGCAGCUUACUCAUUGGCCUGCCGCGGAUCUACGACACCCCCGUGAAAAUCGAGCCCGUCGGUACAUUUUCCGUUACCAAGUGGCGCCUAGAUGCCAAUUAA